GACGUCACGCAAGUAGUAUUAACGCCAUUUUGUAAGUGUCUACCAAAGUCAGUAUUUCUAGACACAGUGUAAUUUAUAAAAUUCGCAUGGUUUUGUGUAUAAUAUUUAGUUAAAAACAUCUAAAAAACCGAGUUAACGUCUUAGGCGUUAAUUUCACACAGUUUAAAUAUGGAGGACAAGGCGUCAUUAAAAGAACUGGAUCAAUGGAUAGAACAGCUAAAUGAAUGCAAGCAAUUGACAGAAAACCAAGUGAAAACGUUAUGCGAUAAGGCAAAAGAGAUUCUAACAAAAGAAUCCAAUGUGCAAGAAGUGAAUUGCCCAGUGACCGUGUGUGGAGAUGUCCACGGUCAGUUCCACGAUCUCAUGGAGCUGUUCCGCAUUGGUGGACGCUCCCCCGACACCAACUACCUGUUUAUGGGCGAUUACGUGGAUCGUGGAUACUACAGUGUUGAGACUGUCACAUUGCUUGUCGCCCUAAAGGUUAGGUACCGCGAGAGAAUAACAAUUCUUCGUGGCAACCACGAGUCCCGUCAGAUCACUCAAGUGUACGGAUUCUACGACGAAUGCCUUCGCAAAUACGGAAAUGCGUCCGUUUGGAAACACUUCACCGAUUUAUUCGACUUUUUGCCACUCACGGCGUUAGUGGACGGACAGAUAUUCUGUCUUCACGGAGGUCUCAGUCCCUCAAUCGAUACAUUGGAUCACAUUCGCGCUCUUGAUCGCGUACAGGAGGUGCCCCAUGAAGGACCCAUGUGCGAUCUCCUAUGGAGUGACCCUGAUGAUAGAGGCGGAUGGGGAAUAUCUCCCCGUGGCGCGGGCUACACGUUCGGUCAAGACAUCUCCGAGACGUUCAACCACAGCAAUGGGCUGACGCUGGUGUCCCGCGCUCACCAGCUCGUCAUGGAGGGAUACAAUUGGUGCCACGAUCGCAAUGUUGUCACCAUUUUCUCGGCGCCGAACUAUUGCUACAGGUGCGGGAACCAAGCCGCCAUAAUGGAAUUGGAUGAUGCGCUUAAGUACUCGUUCCUGCAAUUCGAUCCGGCACCGAGACGCGGCGAGCCUCAUGUUACGAGGCGGACGCCUGAUUAUUUUAUGUAGGCUACCUUGAAGCCGUAUUCCGAGCAGAAGUGGUACAAGAUCGCAGCCACAUUGUCGUCCGAACGCCCCCGCAUACGAUUUAUUUACCCCAUACCCCAAAAUACCUCAACCGGGUCCCUUGCCCCAAGCUCGGCCGUUUAUGGGUUCAAAACACAUUCAAUCUCAUUUUUUUUUCGUAAAUUUUACCAAAAUAUUUAUGUAAUUUUUUUUUAUCCUAGUAGAAAAAUUUUAUUUACCUUCAAAAAUGUUGUUUUCAGGAUUUUUAUACCAUUGUCUUGUUUUCUAAAAACUUGUUUAAACCAAUGAAAAAUACAAAAAUUAUUAUAACAUGUUCCGUUUCAUUUAAUGAGAUACGUUCAGAAUUGUUGUCUGCUAAAAGGUCACGUGUUUUCUUUAUGCAUUUUUAAUACCAAACAGUUGUGCCGUUAUUUCUCAAUUAUUUGUAAUAGGGCCAAAGAAAAGUAUGGUUUAAAUUUGAGCUUUACCAUAAUGAAGCUUUAUAAUUAUCAUUUUCGGACGAAUAGACUCGAAAAGGAUAUCUGUAAAAUUUCUGUUUUCUUUCUUUGUCUUUAUUUCUUUCGAUCGGUAUUGUGUUAAAAUUAUAAAGAACACACAUAAUCUUUUGUCUUUGAAAUGUCAUAGAAAAUUGUAAAUUACCCAUAAAUACGAAUUCGCGUGCGAAUGGCGUGCAGUAACAAAAUGGCGGGGGCGAUAUUGUAAUUUACCAGUGCGUAGCUUAGACUUGCCUUGCGUUAUGCUGGUAUGUUCAUUAAAUUUUAUACACGGACGGACAACGCGACACAAUUGUAUGUAUUAUUUAUGUAUCAAAUACAAGUUAGAACUCAUUAAAAACAUUUUAUAAAACUGAGUUUCAUUUCAAUCUAUGGACAUACCACAUACAGAGGGUGGCUCUAAAAUGUACUAGUGUGGAAAUUAUGUAUUUAAAAAAAAUUAUGUAUCGGUCGUACGCUUCGCACGAGCACAAUAAUGACGUACGUACGUCAUUAAUAAGCAUUUAACUUUUUGACGCAAACGCUGGUUACGAUGUUAAUUAUGAAAAUUGCGAACGCAUUGUGUCUACCCCCGAAAUAUGCAUUUUAUUCCUCAGGUACCUGUUUGUGGAGUUUUCAGUUUCGUAUUUGUACAUACCUAAAGAUCAAGUAGUAGGUUGUUAUAGUGUAAGCUCGGUAUUCAAUGUAUCAAACGCGGAGAACAAUAUAGAGUUUUAUAUGAAUAGAUCGUAAUGGUUGAGAACGAAACUUCUGGCAGAUGCGAUGCUCGACGAAGUUCUGUCAGUGCCAUUAUAUGAAUAAGCGAUCUUUUUCAAAUCUGCACUGAGAGCGUGUGUAUACAAAGAUUUUCCCACCAAUCGGACGCCACACGUUUCUUUGAUAAGUAUUAAGUUAUGUAAGUUAGGUAAAUAAAUAAAAAAUAACAAAAAAAUCUUCGAGCUCCAUUUGCGAGUCGCAAUCGUAGCUCGGUUCGUAUAAGGCUUUCCUGGCAAACGCUGAGAAUAUGUUAGAGCGAAAGAGUGCAAUGUUGCAAAUUGAUACAUUUACUAAAAUUAUACAGUGUUGGCAAUAAUGUCGGAUUAAAACAGUUUAUUCUUACAACUCUGUACUAUGACCGUAAAUAGGAAUUAGAUAAUAAAUAAAAUUACUUAUA
Messenger RNA from Pieris brassicae (large cabbage white), 2763 nucleotides. RefSeq names its product serine/threonine-protein phosphatase 2A catalytic subunit beta isoform (gene mts). Gene Ontology annotation, molecular function: protein serine/threonine phosphatase activity. NCBI's taxonomy places the organism in Eukaryota, Metazoa, Arthropoda, Insecta, Lepidoptera, Pieridae. The record is from RefSeq and is a predicted model, not a curated record. The coding region runs from base 169 to 1098 and encodes 309 amino acids. The transcript has 7 exons. Gene Ontology annotation, cellular component: cytosol. Gene Ontology annotation, biological process: mitotic cell cycle; peptidyl-serine dephosphorylation.